Messenger RNA from Onychomys torridus (southern grasshopper mouse), 2254 nucleotides. It is a transcript of the gene Cep44, whose product is annotated as centrosomal protein 44. The coding region runs from base 935 to 2095 and encodes 386 amino acids. Gene Ontology annotation, cellular component: centrosome; spindle pole. Lineage: Eukaryota; Metazoa; Chordata; Mammalia; Rodentia; Cricetidae. The record is from RefSeq and is a predicted model, not a curated record. The transcript has 11 exons.
GUACAGGCGGAAGAGUCAAGGCAUUGGAAGUAUCGGGGCCGACGCUAGUACCUGAGCGACCUGCGAUCUCCACCGCCGCCGCGACGACUCAGCCUCUGGGCGGGAGCUGUCAGCCGAAAAGAAAAUGGCUCAGCCGGGAACUGAUGCCCAAGCCAUGGAGAGGCCUUUCCAGACCGCACGUGUUCACGCUGGAGAACACGACUGGCUCCGAGAGGACCAGAAACAGCCUCAAACUCCUGUGAACUCACAGCACCUCAGCCUGCAGGGGCCCGGGUGGCAGACAGUGCAAGUUUUUGACGUUUCCUAUUGUUGCCGGAAGUGACGUCGGGGAGCGGGCCCUUAAAGAAUAAGGCUUUUACUCUCGUGCUUGCCGAUUCGCCAGAACGUCUUUCUGUCUCGCUUCUCGUUCUGAACGAUUCUGGUCGUCAAAAUUAUGCUAAUUUGAACUAUGACAUUUGCUAGAAGGCGUAUCGUUGAUAGGGUUUUUAUGAGAAUGAAGUCUUCCGAGGAAGCCGCGAGAACGGAGUAUGGAAUCUGCACCUAGGAACCCCAGAGUGUGGCGCCGCCCGUGGCUCGGAACGUUUGGCCACUGUUGGCGGCGCGCUGGAACCCACGGUUCCGAAUACAAACGGUCGGCGCGAGAGGCGCCCCGGGGCGCGGGCGCUGGGGCUCUGGGGCUGAACACCUGGUUCCCGCCACUCUCUCGAGUUACACAUGCUCCCCUCUCCUUUCUGUGUUGGUCUGGUCGCCUCGGGAACCCUUCACUUUGCUUGGCGGCGGCUGGCUGAGCCGGAGCCUGCGGACAGGCUGUGCUCUGGCUUGGGCAGAGGUCGCCUGAAUGCGGUACUCGCCGAGGUCCCUGAGUUGUAGGCGAAUCAACAGAUGAAAAGUUGUAAGAUUAUUUGAGAGUUGGAGCUGAAUCUAAUAUUCAAUAAUGGCAACAGGUGACUUAAAAAGAAGCUUGCGGAAGCUAGAACAAGUGCUUCGUUUGCUGAAUUACCCUAAUGAGGUGGAUUAUGUUGGUUUGAUGAAGGGGGACACAGCAGCAUCUUUGCCUAUCAUCAGCUACUCUCUUACCUCGUACUCCCCUUAUAUAUCAGAACUUCUGAUGGAGUCCAAUAUAGACCUCCUAGCAAAAAACGAUGUGCGCUUCAUAGACACCAUCUAUAAGCUUCUUCGUGAUCAAUUUGAUUAUAAGCCAAUUUUGACAAAAAAGCAAUUUAUACAGUCUGGAUUUGCUGAAUGGAAAAUCCAAAUUGUCUGUGAUAUAUUGAAUUGUGUGAUGAAAAAGCACAAGGAAUUGACUGGCUCUGACAAGACUUCGUCAUGCCAGAGAAAGAAAAGCAUCCCGGAAAGGCCCGAACCUUGUUCGAGCAGUGAGAACACCCCUGGAGAGGCUGUGGGCAUUGACAUCACUGGCAGGUUUAUGACUUCAGGAAAGAAGAAAGCUGUGGUGAUCCGUCAUCUGUACACAGAAGAUAACGUUGACCUUCCCGAACGGACAGUGAGUUCCACAGAAGUGAGUGAAGGGUGUGAUGAGUCAGAAGAGAUGACUUCUCAAGUCAUGACUCAUGAAGAGCAGGCCUCUGAAGUCAAGGCUCAGCUGAAAGAUCUAUGUGACAACCCUGAGCUCACUGCACUUCACAUAGCUCUUGCUGAAUGCCAGGACAAGCUUAAGAGACUGACUUGUGUAGAGAAAAGACUCCAGUAUUUGGAAGCUGCAACAAAAGGGAAGGUGAUGGUCGAUGAGAAGGCCUGGAAUAAUCUCCUAAGUCGCGUCACUCUUCUUGAAACAGAGAUGCUUUUGUCUAAAAAGAAUGAAUGUGUAGAGCUUAAUGCAGCAAGUGAAGACAAUGACUCUGAUAGUGUCGUGGAUGCUAUGUCCAUUGAUAAAAAAUACAGUGUGGGGGCACCAGCCAGAACGUACCGGUCAUCUGGCUAUAGUACACUAUCACCAGAAUCAACGCCCAGAGGCUCCACGGUUAAUUAUUGUGGCUUGAAAGAUUUUUCAGAGGAAACAACACUUCAGAAAAUGGAAAGAAUGAAAAAAAUGUUUGAAGAGACUGCAGAGCUACUGAAAUGCUCGAGGCACUAAUUGUACAGUUUUUUCUGCGUGAGCAUCUCUAGGACUUUGCUACAUAUAAUGCUAUAUUUAAGAAUUCCUUGUACACUUUAAUGUACUGUAAUAUAUUAUUAAGAAUUUGAAUUCUCUUUGGUGUGUGAGUGUUUUUCAUUCCUAAAUAAAUACUUUUUA